Molecule: messenger RNA, 777 nt
Organism: Blastomyces gilchristii SLH14081
Lineage: Eukaryota; Fungi; Ascomycota; Eurotiomycetes; Onygenales; Ajellomycetaceae
Exons: 4
Coding region: 1-777 (258 amino acids)
Source: RefSeq, a predicted model, not a curated record
AUGUAUAUGGAGAUGAUGUUUUGCAUACUGGCUUGGCUCGCAAACUCAUCACCCAAAUCCUCCCCCGCACCAACUCAACAUCCACCUUCCCCGAGGGCAUCCCAGUCAUCAGGGCCAAUUUCAGCUCGGUCGAACUCUCUCAGGCACGCUCUACGGGGCCAAGAUGCGAUCAUUAGCGUCGUGGGGAUUGGUGGUGUAUCCGACCAGAUCAAUGUCAUCGACGCAGCUGUUGCUGUUGGUAUUCUUCUCUUGUUCAUAUAUAUACCCCCAGCUGUGAGGAGAGAGAAAUGGGUUAAACGCCGAGGUGAUAUCUUAAUUGACCUUGAUGAUAGUCUAUUAAACGAUUCCCGGCCUUCGGUUUCGACCUACCCAACAAGGCGGCCCGAAUCUACGACUGAGGCAACGAACCCAUCACAGGCCGUAGUCGGCACCUUUUUCAACCCGACCGAAACGGCAAACAAAUUCCUGCGCAUCAGGUCCCUGCAGACGACGCAGAACCAAAUUCUAGCGGCCUUCGAGCAGAUUUCGGACUCCAAAUGGGCCGUCGAGAGAAUCUCAACCAAUGAACUCUAUCGAGCUGGAAAGGAGAAGCUGGAAAAAGGGGAAGAAGGGUGGAUUUUGGAUAUUCUUUGUACGCAGAUUUUUGCCAAUGGAGGGGAUCGUUCGAUUGUUGCGACGAGGGAAGAUUCGGUUAAUGCAUUGGUUCGAGUUCGGGAGGUGGAGUUGGCGGAUGUGAUUAGGGAUAUUCGUCGCAGAGAGUCGAGAUAUGUAGAAUAA